Messenger RNA from Pseudopodoces humilis (Tibetan ground-tit), 2609 nucleotides. Its product is annotated as E3 ubiquitin-protein ligase TRIM7-like. The record is from RefSeq and is a predicted model, not a curated record. Lineage: Eukaryota; Metazoa; Chordata; Aves; Passeriformes; Paridae. Gene Ontology annotation, molecular function: protein binding.
UCUAAAAAGUGCUGAAUACUGUGACCCUUCCAUCAUUUCUUCUCUGCUUUAUCAUCUUCAGCCCUUGUGUCUUGCAAUUCCCACUUUCAGAAGUGAAUCCUGUUUUCUCUCCUGUUGAUUGACUGUGGUGUGCUGGAUUGAUGUGCUGGCAUCCAGGAUGGAGAAAGUGAGACCCUGAUUGAUGAGGUGGAGGACAUGAGUGGAAGAGCUGAUGUGACUCUGGACCCAGACACCGCCAAUCCCUUCCUCAUUCUGGCCAAUGACCAGCGAGGGGUUGGACGGGGGGAUGAGUGGACCUUGCUGCCAAACAACCCGGAGCGGUUUGACACGGAGCCAUGUGUGCUGGGCAGCCAGGGCUUUGCUGCGGGGAGACACUGCUGGGAGGUGGAGGUGGUCAAGGCAGGGGACUGGUGGGCCGUGGGAGUGGCCCAGGAGUCUGUCAAGAGGAAGGGGGUCCUCAGUUUUACACCCCAGGAGGGGAUCUGGGCUGUGGGGCAGUGGUUUGGACAGUACCAUGCUUUCAGUGAUCCUGACUGGACCCCCCUGCACCUUACCUGCCACCCCAGGGCCAUCCAGGUCUGCCUGGACUUCACAGACAAGCAGGUGACUUUUGCUGAUGCUGAGAGUGAAGCCCCAAUCUUUGCUUUUUGCUUGGCAUCAUGUGCUGGGGAGAGGCUGUGCCCGUGGCUCUGGGUGGGGAGGGACUCAUGGCUCAAGCUGUGCCCCUGACAGGGAGGGAAAUUGGGGGGAACGGGAGAGAUUGGAAAGGCAAAUGUCAUCACCUUGAGAUUGGUUCUGGGAACUGAGAGGGUCAUGCAUCCUGCUGGCUUCUCCUCACAUGGAUCCUCUGGCCACCAAGGGGAGGACUGGCAGGUCAUGGAGCUGGGUGCCAAAACAGAGCCUCCUUCAAUCCCCCACCCCUCAGCUGGGACUGUAGGGACAACAGGGAGCACAGAGACUUGGUGCAGGGAGGAGCUUGGUGCCUGGUGUUCCCAUGGGAGCGACCACCACUGAGUGCCAGGGCACUGCAGAGCUGCUCUGUACGAGGCCUUGGAAAAUAUAGCAGAGUCCAGCUCCUCCAAGGGUGCUGGAGUAGUGCCCUGCCUCUGGCUUUUUUUCAAUUAAGUUAAAAAACCUCAAACACAGCUGGAUACUCAUGAUAACACUUAUCUUCCCCAUGCAACCAAAGCCUCUCCUUGCCUGAUGUGCACCAAGCACAUUUCUUGCAGCAGAGCACUGGUAGCAGUGCAGGAGCAGCAGUUAUGGGCAGCCCAGAAAGGAAAGCACAGUGCUGAGCUGUGUCUGAAAUCCACAGGAGAGGCAAUUCCCACAGAUCUGCCAUUUUCUGAUCUUGCCCCAUCAAGGUCCCACCUCACAGGAUCCUGCUAAAUUCUAUCCUUAGGAGAGGAGAAGGUGGAUGUAGAUGAAGGGGGACAUUGCCUGGGUCCAGCCUAGAUUUCAUCUCCAAACACUUUUCUGGCUGGACCUUCUUUAGUGCCACCUCAGUUGUCACUGUUGUGGUGGCAUGUGGACACAGGCAACAGUAUUGGUCUUCCUUCUCUACUCCAGAAGCUGCAAGGAGUUGCAGCACUGGGUCAAGCCCAGGUAUCUGCCCCCUAAGCCUCUUCCACUGUGGUAGCACCAAGACUAGGGAAACCCAGGGAUCUCUGUUCCCAGUGAGGUACUUCCUACUCUCCAUGGGCAGAAGCCUCAGACUGUCUUGGUUUUGCUUGGGAUAGAGUUAACUUUCCUCUUAGUAGCUGGCACAGUGCUGGGUUUGGGAUUUAGGGUGACAAUAAUAUUGACAGCAACAACCAAACCAUCAGUCAUGUGGUGUUUACCCAAGCCAAGAACUUUUCAGUGUGUCAUGCUCAGCCAGCAAGGAGCUGCACAAGAAGCUGGGAGAAGCUCAGCCAGGACAGCUGACCUGAACUGUCCAGAGGGAUAUUCCACACCACAGGAUGUCUUGCCCAGUGUGUGAACUGGGGGAGCUGCCUGGAAGGGGCCAAUCACUGCUGGGGGACAGGCUGGGCACAGAUCAGUGGGUGGUGAGCAACUGUAUUGGGCAUCACUUAUUCCACUUGGGGUUUGUAUUUUUUUUCAUUACAAUUAUUAUUAUCAUUAUGAUUAUUAUGUACUACUUUGUCUCAAUUAUUAAACUGUUUUUACUUCAAAUAGAAAGUUUUUUUUUUCCUCCCCCCCUCCCCCAUCCUCCUUGGAGGGUGGUGUGUGACUGUGCAGUGUUGUCAGCUGGGGUUACACCAUGACAGAGGUUCACAGCAGAAGGCUGGUGUAAGGAGACGGCAGAUAGUUAGUUCUGUAUUUUGUCUUUGUAAUGCUAAACACCCCAAAAGACUUGUGCUGUGUAUUUAGGGACACCUACCUCAAUCAAGAAGAAAAUCCUUUCUGAAAGCCAGCUCAGUCCCUCAGACUGGAGAAAAGUUGGGUUUUCAACAGAUUGGUGUCUGGGAACUUCCUCACUGGAAUUUUGUGGUUUGGAGAAGGCAGAUUUUGUGCUUUUUUGUGUUUCCUUUUUGAUAUGCCCCCCAAAAAUGUAAUUUUGAAAAAUCAGCUCUCUGGGAGCUGAAUUGUGUAACUGCAGCAUUUGU